AUGUAUAAAAUGAAUAAAAAUAUCAACUUUGAAAGGAGAAAUCCUCGCGGAGUUAAAUAUUUUACUAUUGGUAAUUCGCUUAAAAAAAUUUCAGAGCAGAGAAAUUCCGCUUUAAAGGCAAGGCUUGAGUCAAAAGCUUCAAGGUUAAAGACUAUUCUUGAGUUGGGAGCACUUAGGUGUGUAUUUGAGCCCAGAAAGCCAUACACUCCAGUUAACCCCUGGAAGUCCCCACCCUCAUUACCUCAAAGGCCGCUGACUAACUAUGCCACUCCAGCCUUUUACCUGAGACUCCGUGAAGAUACUCUUUUCUUUAUUUUCUAUUACCUUCCCAACACGAUACAGCAGAAGCUGGCAGCUAAGGAGCUGAGGAGAUUAUCGUGGAGAUUCCAUAAAAAGUAUUUGGCCUGGUUUCAGAGAGCAGAGGCACCUACCAAGAUUACAGAAACGUUCGAGCAGGGAACUUUCGUCUAUUUUGACCCGGAAGGUUCUAUUUUGCACUUAAAUCACACUUAUACUAUCUUUUUCGCACAAUUGAUGAUAUUUUAG
Messenger RNA from Theileria annulata, 546 nucleotides. RefSeq lists its product as uncharacterized. NCBI's taxonomy places the organism in Eukaryota, Apicomplexa, Aconoidasida, Piroplasmida, Theileriidae. The record is from RefSeq and is a predicted model, not a curated record. Gene Ontology annotation, cellular component: P-body; CCR4-NOT core complex. Gene Ontology annotation, biological process: nuclear-transcribed mRNA poly(A) tail shortening; regulation of DNA-templated transcription. The coding region runs from base 1 to 546 and encodes 181 amino acids. The transcript is spliced from 4 exons.